This is a messenger RNA of Phaethon lepturus (White-tailed tropicbird), 642 nucleotides long. Its product is annotated as sodium-dependent phosphate transport protein 2A-like. Gene Ontology annotation, cellular component: brush border; vesicle; apical plasma membrane. Gene Ontology annotation, molecular function: sodium:phosphate symporter activity. Lineage: Eukaryota; Metazoa; Chordata; Aves; Phaethontiformes; Phaethontidae. Gene Ontology annotation, biological process: sodium-dependent phosphate transport; intracellular phosphate ion homeostasis. The record is from RefSeq and is a predicted model, not a curated record.
CUGCCCUGGCAGGCAGCCCGGCUGGGCUUGGACGAGCUGCAGAAGCCAGAGCUGGGGUGCUGGGCCGGGGUCCAGUCCAUCUGUGUCUCCCUUCUCAAGGUGCCCCUGAUGUUCGGGUUCCUGUACCUCUUCGUGUGCUCCCUGGACGUACUCAGUUCUGCCUUCCAGCUGGCUGGAGGCAAGGUGGCUGGGGACAUCUUCAAGGACAAUGCCAUCCUCUCUAACCCGGUGGCGGGGUUGGUGGUGGGCAUCCUAGUGACUGUGCUGGUGCAGAGCUCCUCCACCUCCACCUCCAUCAUUGUCAGCAUGGUCUCCUCAGGCCUGCUGGAAGUGCGCUCUGCCAUCCCCAUCAUCAUGGGCUCCAACAUCGGCACCUCUGUCACCAACACCAUUGUGGCCCUCAUGCAGGCUGGCGACCGCAGUGAGUUCAAACGGGCCUUUGCUGGUGCCACGGUGCACGACUGCUUCAACUGGCUGUCGGUUUUUGAGGUGGUGAGCGGGUACCUGCACCACGUCACACGCCUGGUUGUGGCCACUUUCAACAUCCGCAGCGGGAAGGAUGCCCCCGACCUGCUGAAGAUCAUCACGGAGCCCUUCACCAAGCUCAUCAUCCAGGUCUCCUCAGCUGUUGUGUCCCCCAGG